Messenger RNA from Scleropages formosus (Asian bonytongue), 2249 nucleotides. It is a transcript of the gene atg4b, whose product is annotated as autophagy related 4B, cysteine peptidase. Gene Ontology annotation, molecular function: cysteine-type endopeptidase activity; protein-phosphatidylethanolamide deconjugating activity. Gene Ontology annotation, cellular component: cytoplasm. NCBI's taxonomy places the organism in Eukaryota, Metazoa, Chordata, Actinopteri, Osteoglossiformes, Osteoglossidae. The coding region runs from base 473 to 1948 and encodes 491 amino acids. The transcript has 13 exons. Gene Ontology annotation, biological process: aggrephagy; protein processing; protein delipidation. The record is from RefSeq and is a predicted model, not a curated record.
AAUGGGAAUGGAAGAUAAAAUGUUUCAGAAGAACCUCUGCACUGUAAACACGUUUAAUUUCUUCUAAAAAUGGAAGUUUAUUCCUACACUCCGUUACACUGUUUGCGUAAAUAGUGAGAGGAAAAACUAACAGCAAAAAUGAUCCGCACUGAGUGUAGAAGACAAUUCUGUAACAUGCAAUGGUAAUACGGUAAGCGGACACCGCGAUCAUGGGACACGUUUUGCCGUCCCGAAAAUUUCCUGCACUUCCUGUUUACGAAUAUUCUCCCUGUUUUCCUCUCCGACGUUGCUUUCAAAAAUUGCUUUUUAUUGGAGAGGAAGUCGACGGCUUGCCUAAUGAGCACUAUGAUUGGUUAAGACAAAGAUAAGCCCGCCUUUUCCGUCGUGUCUUUAACAAAUCAUUGUGCCCGUUUCCACCCACCGAGCACAUGAUGUCUCCUCACCCAGCAAGGUAGGGUGAGUCAUUGGCGGAAUGGAUGCAGCUACCCUGACGUACGACACACUGCUCUUCGGAGAGUUUGAAGAGUUCCCUGAAACUGCAGAUCCGGUGUGGAUUUUGGGCAAAGAGUUCAGUGCUCUCACAGAAAGAGAUGAGAUUCUUUCCGAUAUUUCCUCCCGCCUGUGGUUCACCUACAGAAAAAACUUCCCACCAAUUGGAGGAACGGGCCCCACGUCGGACACAGGGUGGGGAUGCAUGCUUCGCUGCGGUCAGAUGAUCUUGGCCGAGGCCCUGCUCUGCAGACAUCUAGGCCGAGACUGGAGGUGGCAGCGGGGCCAGCGACAGAGAGAGGAAUAUGUCAGCAUCCUCAACGCUUUCAUCGACAAGAAGGACAGCUACUAUUCCAUACAUCAGAUCGCCCAGAUGGGUGUUGGAGAGGGAAAGUCUAUCGGGCAGUGGUAUGGGCCGAACACAGUGGCACAGGUUCUCAAGAAGCUGUCUGUGUUUGAUUCAUGGAGCCGGAUGGCGGUACACGUCGCCAUGGACAACACUGUGGUCAUCGAGGAGAUCAAGCGACUGUGCAUGCCGUGGCUGGACUUUGCCGGAGGAGCUUGUGCAGAGGCCGACCUGGAGGGAGAGCGGGGGCUUAAUGGCUGCCUGGAGGGGGCUUGCGCCAUGGGGGUAGAGGAGACGGUGCUGUGGAAACCCCUGGUCCUGCUUAUUCCCUUGCGACUGGGCCUGAGCGACAUCAACGAGGCCUACAUGGAGACGCUGAAGCACUGCUUCAUGUUCCCACAGUCCCUGGGAGUGAUCGGAGGGAAGCCUAACAGCGCACACUACUUCAUCGGCUUUGUGGGCGAGGAGCUCAUUUACUUGGACCCCCAUACCACCCAGCCGGCUGUGGAGCCAUCCGAUGACGGCCAGGUCCCAGACGACACCUACCACUGUCAGCACCCCCCAUGCCGCAUGAACAUCCGGGAGCUGGACCCCUCCAUCGCAGUGGGGUUCUUCUGCAGAACGGAGGAGGACUUUGACGAGUGGUGUACGCGCAUCCGAAAGCUGUCCUGCAACCGAGAUGCGCUGCCCAUGUUUGAGCUGGUGGACAGCCAGCCGUCCCAUUAUGCCAACGCCGAUGUGCUCAACCUCACACCCGAUUCUCAGACUCAGACCGGCUGGAGCGGUUCUUUGACUCUGAGGAUGAGGAGUUUGAGAUCCUGUCGCUGUGAAGAGUGCUUUUUACUUGCAGAUUGGAAGAGGUUUUUUUUUUGGGCUAGAGAGAGUGGGGUUCCCUCGACCUUGCUUGCUUCAGCAGGCGAAGCUUCCUCCAACCAGCUACAGACUCUUUAUUUCACAUGCACCAUCAACCCCUAUGUUGUGGAAAAAAGGCACAGUGGAACUACCAUUGUUUUUCUUUUGUUUACAAUUUGCACACUACGUACUAGUAAUUUUUCUAUGAAAAACAAAAAAACAAAAAGUGACAGUUGUGCUUUAUCUUAUUGCUGUACAUAGAGCAGCAUUACUGUGUCCAGCUGAAACUUCCUUUUGCAGGCGUUGUCUCCUGUGAGGGCAGGGAGUGGACAGCGGGAUGGAUUUAGGAUUCCUGGCCAUGCAAGCAGAGUGACACAGUUGUUCUGAGUACCACACACACGCUGCGCAGAAGACCAUUUUUCUGUUCAGGGAAAGAAGUAGCAGGGCCACAAUCUCUGCUUUAAUGCCACAUACGAGUAACAUUUCAAGCCCCAUUUGAAAAAAAUUACUAUCGAUGCUAUGGAGACAAUGUGUUGGCGCCUUAUUAAAAUAAUUAAUUUCU